Molecule: messenger RNA, 2888 nt
Organism: Neofelis nebulosa (Clouded leopard)
Lineage: Eukaryota; Metazoa; Chordata; Mammalia; Carnivora; Felidae
Product: olfactory receptor 5G25-like
Biological process (GO): sensory perception of smell; G protein-coupled receptor signaling pathway
Cellular component (GO): membrane
Molecular function (GO): G protein-coupled receptor activity; olfactory receptor activity; odorant binding
Source: RefSeq, a predicted model, not a curated record
UCCUGCCGCACAGCCCAUUGGUAUUUUUGUGUGAUUGUGCUGUUGUAAUCAUGAUGAUUAUUUCAACGUCCAGAAUGUGCGUUUGUCUUCCUCAGUUUCCCGUUUUAUUUGGGUAUUACCCUUACUUCAUGUUUCUCUCACUUCCCGUUCAUUCACCCCCCUUUUCUUUUAUAAAAGAGUGUUAUUCUGAAAUAAAUUUUCAUAAGCAGCUUCAAAGGUAGUACAGAGAGGCUCCCAUCCCCUUCACCCAGGUUUCCCCAAUGGCUACAUCUUACCAACUACAGCGCAGCAUCAAAUACAGGAAAUGGAGAUUGGUGUGAUGUGUGGAUUGCUCUAUACCAUUUUACUUCGUGUGGAGAGAGAUUUGUUUAACCAACUCAACCAUCAAGGUACGGAAUUCUUCCAUCUCUACAUGGAUGUCCCUGUGCUACACCUUUACAGUCGCACCUUCACCCUCCCUGCCUUUCCCAAUCUCAGACAACUACUAACCUGUUCUUCCUUUCUAUAAUUUUACCAUUUUGAGAAGAUAAUGUAAAAAUAGAGUUCUGAACUUUGAGAUGGGCUUUUUUCAACUCAGUGUAAUGACCUUGAGACCCAUUCAGGCUUGUAUCUGUAUCAUAUUUUUUCCUCUUUCUGACGGAAUAGUAUUCCCUGGUAUGGACAUUCCAGAUUGUUUAACCAUUUACGUAUGGUAGGAAUUUGCGUUGUUCCAGAUUUCUGGCCAUUAUGAAUAGAGCUUGUGUCAACAAAAUUUACAGGCUUUUGUGUGGGCAUAAAUUUUCUUUUCUUUGGGAUAAAUGCUCAUGUGUGUCCUUUUCAUCCCUAAAUUAUUGUUUUUCUUUUCCAGCUCCUAUUACUACUUAAUUGGUUACAACACUUACUCAAUAUUUAAGAACUAGUUUAUUCUUUGAUGAACUAACAAAUUUGAUGGACUUUGAUGAGAUUAAUGGGUACAUACACCAAUGGCUGGAGGAAUGUAGCUGUUUGUAAGGUGUCACCAAGGAGAUCCUGUGGAAGAUUUUAAUCCCUGGUCAAAGCCAUCCUCCCAGGUAUGAGCUUGCCCUCCUUUUUGGAAUCACAAGUCUGUCUUUUACACACCACAACUGACUGUUUAUCUAGAGUCUAAAGGAACCGGCAAAGAAGUUACAUUUCUAAUACCCUGAACCUACAGUUAGGGUAGAUAAGGUAUUUGCCUGAGUUCAUAAAAAUUCACAUAAUGCUUCUUGUCUAGAAGAUGUUUCUUAAAGGAUACUCUGUGCAAUGUAGGAAUUUUAAAGAAUGGGAUCUGGCACAGUUAGAGGACUUGCUUUAGAAGGUCACCAAAGGUCACAUCGCGGUCUAAACUUCUGUGAUUUUCUUCAAAAAUCUUGUGAUCGGGAAUAAACUCAAGUGCUGAGAGAGGUUCAGUGUUUAGUAUCACACAGAUAGCAAAUACUGAGGAUGGCCAUUUGGAGGUAGAAGUCAAGAGUGUGAUCUCUCAGUCUAUCUACCCUAUGAACUUGAAAAAUGGUGGGAGUUAAAUUCAGUUUUUUACAUUGAUUUGUUUAUUUUGAGAGAGAGGGUGCACGCCCGAGAGUGAGGGAGGGGCCAAGAGAGAGGCGAGGGAGGGAGUCCCAGGAGGGUCCAUGCUGUCAGCUUGGAGCCUGACUAGGUGCUCAAAUCCAAGCACCAUGAAAUCAUGACCUGAGCCAAAAUUAAGAGUCAGACACUUAGCCAACUACUUAGUCAACUACUUAGCCAACGACUUAGCCAACUCCCAGCUACCCAGGUGCCCCAAAGAAGUUAAAUUCAUUUUUAAAAACAAUUUAAUUAUAAAUUAAUUGUAAUGAAAAAUCUUUCUCUCAUUACAGACUAAAUCAGAGAAAUGGAAUUUAGAAAUCAAACUUUGGUGACUGAGUUUUUAUUUGUGGGCUUAACAAAUUGCUUCCAGCACCAGGUUGUUCUGUUUGUGGUGUUUCUCUUGGUUUAUCUGGUCACUCUUCUGGGAAAUGUGGGGAUGAUCACCCUCAUUGGGAUGGAUUCCAGGCUCCACACUCCCAUGUACUUUUUUCUCAGCCACUUGUCCUUUGUGGAUGUCUGCUCCUCUUCUGUCAUUGGUCCCAGGAUGUUGACAGACAUCUUUGUGAAAAAAAAAGUAAUCUCUUUCUUGGGUUGUGCUGCCCAGUUAUGGUUUUUUGGUCAGUUGGUAGUGACAGAGUGUUUCCUGUUGGCCUCCAUGGCUUAUGACAGGUAUAUGGCCAUCUGUAAGCCCUUGUUGUAUACACUCAUUAUGUCCCGGCGAAUCUGUGUGCGGCUGGUGGUAGGGCCUUAUACCCUGGGUCUUAUGAGCGCCAUGACCCACACGACGUUCGCCUUUCGCCUGCCUUACUGUGGUCCAAAUACCAUCAAUCACUUCUUCUGUGACCUUCGUCCUGUUCUCUCCCUGGCAUGUGCAGACACCCAGGUCAAUCAGGUUUUACUUUCCAUCUUGGCUGGAGCUCUGGGAGUGCUCAGUGGUGUGAUCAUCCUGGUUUCCUACAUUUACAUCGUGGUCACUGUCUUGAGGAUCCGCUCUGCUGAGGGGAGGCGCAAAGCCUUCUCCACCUGCUCUUCACACCUGACUGCCGUCUCCAUCCUGUGUGGGACCCUCUUCUUUAUCUACGUACGCCCCAGUUCUAGUUUCUCCCUGGACAUCAAUAAAGUGGUUUCUGUGUUCUACACAGCCGUGAUCCCCAUGUUGAACCCCCUUAUCUACAGCCUGAGAAACAAAGAGGUCAAGGAUUCAUUCAGGAGGACGUGUGAGAAGAAGAAUCUUCUUCUGAGUAGGUAAACUACAUGCCAUUUGUACUACAGAUUGAGAGGUGAUAUAGACACAAGAUGUAGGGCAUGGGUUGGGUGAUGGGAGUCCU